AUGGAAAAAAAUUCAAAAUCGUCGCCGAGAGUUAUUUGGGAAGAGCAACUCGACUAUCUAACAACAUGCAUUUCGUUAACAAUUGGAGUUGGAAAUAUCGUCAAUUUUCCGGCAAAAUGUUAUAAACAUGGCGGUGCAACAUAUUUGGUCGCAUAUUUUAUAAUUCUUUUCUCAUUUGGUAUUCCAAUUUUUUACAUGGAACUUAUUAUGGGCCAAUACCAUCGUUGCACUUCAACGGUCUUGUUGAGGAGAUGUGCUCCAGCCUUACAAGUUAUGGAUGGAUGCUCUCACACAGUUCAUAGGGUCACUUAUUACGCGAUUCCCGAUAUUGUUGAGCAUAUGCCUGACGUCUGGUUUUGGUUUGUCAUUACGUAUUUGUGUGUUGGACUUCUGGGAUUCAGCACAAUUUGCAUAAUGAUAAUCGCAAUGUCGGUUCCGAUAGCAGACGUCUUCAACAUUCCGACUAAAAGCUACAAACAUGAUUUGAUUGCAUUGGGUGUUAUAUUUGUGUGUUGGCUUAUCAACCUCCCGUUUUGCUUCAAAUCAGGCUUCUUCUGGAUUUCUUUAAUUUCCGAAGUCGGCCAUUUUUGUCAAGGCGCCACCAUUUUCAUGCAAGUCGUUGUGUUGAGCUAUUAUUACGGUGCUGAGAACAUCAUCGACGAUUUGAUCAUUUUGAUGGGUCAGCCGAAAAAUUUCAUAUCUCAAAAUUUCGGUUACGCAUCUCCUGUUUGGUAUUUCAGUUGGAAAUAUUACUGUCCAAUUGUAGCCUUGGCAUUCACUAUUGUUGUAUUUGUUCGCGAAUUUCCGUCACAAUUAGACGAUAUUCGAUAUCCAUAUCUUUAUGAUCGACAACUCAGAUCAUGGCGAAGAUUGUCGGAAAAGAUGAUCAACGAUGACGAGGAAGAGUAUAACCGGUUGCUAUCAAUAUUGCCAGAUCGGGAACCAGGUGAUCCGACAGGAUUCUUGAAGGCUCUCUACAAACAGUUCUUUUUCGUCGCACAGAACCCAUAUAUUGCAGUAUGUUUGAAUUAA
Caenorhabditis bovis is the source of this 1032-nucleotide messenger RNA. NCBI's taxonomy places the organism in Eukaryota, Metazoa, Nematoda, Chromadorea, Rhabditida, Rhabditidae. The record is from the annotation of a GenBank genome assembly.